This is a messenger RNA of Linum trigynum, 1278 nucleotides long. The record is from the annotation of a GenBank genome assembly. NCBI's taxonomy places the organism in Eukaryota, Viridiplantae, Streptophyta, Magnoliopsida, Malpighiales, Linaceae.
CAAAUAAAGCAGAGAUGGUUUGAAGCAGAAGAGAUUAGUCAAGAGUCUCAUCCAUCGCCGUUGUUCUCCUCGCCGGCAGCUGCUCUUUCCGCCGGCCACAACUGCAUUGCCAAUUUGUGAUUGGGUCUUCUUAUCCGCUUAAUGGUAUAUUUACCCUCUACCCCCUUUCUCUCUGUCAAGUCUCUGCUUUUUACGGUCCCUCUUCUACCCCCGGAAGUAAUUUCUUUCUCUAAAUCCCUUCUUCUCUAUCUCCUAGCUUUUACAGAUUCGGUCGCUUGAUUAUUUCGUUCCUGUUGGUUCCUCCAGGCGAUUCUCUGUGGGAUUAAGAAGGAUAGAGAAAUAGAAAAUGGAGGGUCAUUCCUUGAUUUCUCUUUGCGUCAACCAUUUCGGCAGCAACGGAGCAGCUGUUGCCAUCGCCACGGCCUGCACCCAUCCCUUAGAUGUGCUGAAAGUGCGGCUGCAAAUGGAACUUGUAGGACAAUCAGGUCCUUUAAGUGGAAUGGGACAAACUUUUCUCAAAAUAUUGAAAAAUGAGGGACCAAAGGGACUGUACCUGGGGCUUACACCAGCUUUGACUAGGUCGGUUCUUUAUGGAGGUCUUCGUCUAGGUCUUUAUGAGCCGACGAAGUAUGCAACUAAUUUGGCUUUUGGAUCCACCAACAUCUUUGUCAAGAUUGCAUCUGGAGCUUUUUCUGGUGCACUUGCAACUGCGCUGACUAAUCCUACUGAAGUUUUGAAGGUCCGAUUGCAAAUGAAUGCCAACCCAGGGAAUAGAGGUGUGAUAGGAGAGAUCCGCAAAAUUAUUUCGGAAGAGGGGACAAGAGCUCUUUGGAAGGGGGUAGGUCCUGGAAUGGCUAGAGCUUCUGCUUUAACCGCGUCACAAUUAGCCACGUAUGAUGAAACCAAACAGUGUCUUACUAGGAGGACAAAUCUGGAAGAAGGGAUAUAUCUACACUUAAUCUCAAGUACAGUUGCGGGUGGAGUGAGUACUCUUAUUACUGCCCCAAUAGACACCAUCAAAACACGUCUUAUGCUUCAACGAGAAUCAGAUUCAGUUGGUAGCUAUAGAAAUGCAUUCCACUGCGCACAUCAGAUCUUCCGUACAGAAGGCCCUCGGGGACUCUACAAGGGAGGCUUUACUGUGUUUGCAAGAUUGGGUCCCCAAACAACAAUUACAUUCAUUCUAUGCGAGAAACUGCGGAAGCUAGCUGGGCUGAGUGCAAUCUAGUUAACCAAGAAUGCCAGUCUGUGUAACCCGUAGAGACAACAUUAUUUUGU